GUUUGUUUAUUCCCACAUGCUGCUGAACAUGUGACAUUCACUCAAAUACAAACCCAGAUCUCCUCCGUCCCAUUCUGAGGCAUUAUAUUUAAAAUUACCAAAUCUUUAUUUUGUUACUCUUGAGAUUUAUUCCAUGAGGAUUAGUUUUCCUAUUUUAAUACUUAACAUUAUAAAACUUUAUUAUAUUCAUAUAUACAUUGUUUUAGGGAGGGGAGAAUCGAUGGAAAAAAAAACAUAUUAGUUUUAUGAGAAGCCAGCAGAAAGACAGGAAUCUUUCAUAAAAUCGUUUUUUUUUCUUCUCUGAUUUGUUCUCAAUACAUUUCAUGUAUGACAUUAAAUAGUCCAUUGAAACGUUUGAAGGCUUCAUCGUUUUCUAUUGUGCCUUUCGGAGGAUUGAGUAUGUAAUGUAACAAUACUGAGCCUUUUGUGAUCUCUUCCAGUAGUCUCCUAGUCUUAUUUGUGUAGCAGGUCUCAGUUGCUGCUCUCAAUGUGACGCAAAUGAACCCCACAUUCCUAGUCUUUUUCCCCUCAAGAACAUUUUUCAUCUGCGAAGCACGGCUGUAAUUAAGUCCUGAUAAUUAGGAUCAGGAUAAUUAGGCUCUGUGCCUGCAAAGAACCGUGUCCCUGAGAUGUACAGUUUCAGUGUUACUGUAGGCUGUGACAAAUACCUUCUACUGACACUGACACACGCUUGGGUAAACUACAAACAAAAGGAGUUGGCAAUUUCAAAUCUCUUAAGGGCAGUUUAAUCAGUUAAACAGAAUAAUGUUGCUUAUAGUAUGCUUUAAGCAUACACAAAGGCAAAAUAAAAGAGAGAGGGUUUUGGGGGGGGUUUUAUCCUGGAAAUCUUUAACAUGACCUUUUAACAUAAGACUUAUGUUAAAGAUCAGUAUAAUGAUUAUAAUGCAUACCUUACUAUGACAUACCAUAGAUAAGACAUAUUCACACUGCCCAGAUACCCUUACCUAUUUCCCCAAGUCAUUGCUGGGGCCAUCAUCACAUAGUUAAGGGAACUUCAACAUAAAUCAACCGGAAAAGUAAGGCUUUUGGGUGUGAACCUGUUUAGGUACCUUGCAAAAAUAAAAUUCAAGUGUAUCUCAUUGUGAGUUUAAAGUGUGAUAGAAGGUCUUUUAAACCACUGUCUGAGCAUGCAGGUCAAAGUAUAAAGCAAAGAUUUAACCCAGACCUGGCAAACUUGGAAAAAUAAGGAUGGGUCUGCUAGUCAUUUGUCCAAGUUCCAUUUUUGUCCACAGGAUGUCACCAAAUUGGAGUGAAUAGCUUGAGACGGCUUCAUCUGUUCAAUCUCACAUAAACCGCUAACAUAGUUUUACACUACCCACAACAUGUGUGCCAUUGUAUACCCAUCUUACAAGAUGCUCAAAACUGAUCAAACUAAUAUUUCUUAUUAUUUUUAUUGAAGAAUUACAAUCCUUCUCCUACUCCAUCAAUGUCAGUAUGUUUCAAGGGAGUGAAAGUGUGGGAGCAAUACUUCACCCUCUAUUCACACACACACACUAAUUUACGUUGUAUACAUAUCCUAAUUAUUUCUCUUCUAAACUCUGUCUGUGUUGUUUGUGUUUCUUUAUACCUAUGUACCUCAGCUUGAGGGUGAGUAGUUCAGUUAUGACAUCUGUUAAGUUAGACAAAGCCAUAGCACUUCAAAGUCCUGUAUAUGUAAACAUAAUUUGCUGUUCCCUUUUAAGAUACACAUGAUAAUUUGUUAUAUUUCUUGUCCUAUAUCCUAAUGUUGAGAAGUGUGAGUGUCUGUCUAUAUGUGUACUUCUGUGUCUGCAAUCUUGAUGUUUGCGUUUGUAGGCUACUUGUGUGGACAGGCAGUGGACCCUCUACUUGUAUGAGCUCUGACAGCCGAUGUAAAAGAACAGCGGUUCUUUAAAAAUAUUUAACAUGUAAUCUUAAGCAAGUCUUGGGGUUGUAUUGAUUGUUUGCAUACGCUACUAAGCUUCGUAUUGCUUCGAGAUAACUUGUAUUGAUUAUAUAGGCUUCACAUUUGAAUAUCAAAUUUUCUGCUAAACCUAAGACUAGAUAACAGUGGAAGAUGGUGGUGACCUAUGCUGGUGGGUAGUUCAUGAUGGCUUGAGUAAUUCGGCUCGUCCUUCUUUAUCCAUCAUCACAAUAAUGCCAUUUUGUUUUGACACUUUAUGACGCAUUCUAAAAACGGUUCCAUCUUUUGUUUCAGGUGAAAUGUGUUUUGGUCUACAUGGUAACUAAGCGCGUGUGCAACAUUUUGAAUGAGCAAGAUUCUACGACAGUUUAUUGUUGAAACUUUACUGAGAUCACAAACGGUUCUUUCUUGAAAGGAGAAUCAUCACCGCAACAAUGGACAGACAUCCUAAAAGAAGGGCGCAGAUGUCAUUCAGGAAAAACGAACAGGGAAAAAAUGAAGAAAGUGAACAAAAACCUAGCAAGAGACUUUGUAGCGAAGGUGUGAGGAGACCAGGUAGGCCACCGAAAGUGUCUUACGUUGAUAAGUCAGAAGAAAAGACCUUCGGUGAAGAGAAACAGCUACCGAAAAACUUUAGCUGUAACGUUAAAUGCAGUGGGGACUCUAAAAAACGCAAUGUUCCAGUGAUUUUUAAAGCAGGUUCCAGUAAGGACAGCAUUGUUCCAGUAUCUGCUUCGCCUCAAGAAACUGAAGACUUGGUCAACUCAACUUUACCAACGGAAAGUGAAGCUAUAAGCCAAAACACUCUAUUUAUGACCCCUGUUUUUACAAACGCAUCUGUUCAAGUGCAGUCUGUCCAGGUUAAAGAGGAAAGCAUUGCUAAUGCUAACAAUGACGACCUUAAGGUAAAUGUUUCACCAAAAAUGACAGAGGUGUUCUCUGUCCCAACUCAAUUUGUGGGGCAGGAUCAACUACAAGUGUCGGGAGAUCGGUCAACACAAACACUUCAAAGUAAUGAUUUCCAGCUACAAUACACUUUUGAAGGGGCUGAGCCGAUCACCCUCAGCCGGGUUCCUUUCCCCCCUUUUCCUAUGAGUUUGCCAAAUGAGACCUCCGUGAAAGUCGAUACCAGCGGAGUAAACCUCACACAAUCUCCAUCAACAGCAGAUGAUCCAGAUAUACCCAUGUGUAAAGACCGCAGUGGCUACAUCAAGAGACCAAUGAACGCCUUCAUGGUGUGGGCCAGAAUCCACCGUCAAGCUCUCUCCAAGGCUAAUCCCAUGGCCAACAAUGCAGACAUUAGUGUACAGCUGGGAUUUGAGUGGAGCAGGCUAACUGAAGAACAGAAAAUGCCCUAUUAUGAGGAGGCACACAAACUUAAAGUUAAACAUCGUCAGGAGUUUCCAGGUUGGGUCUAUCAGCCAAGACCAGGGAAAAGAAAAGGUUGUGGCGCUGGGGACGAGGCUCCUUCAACAUCAACACAAGCACCCCUGACCACCACCUCACCACCUCCAAUUGCCCACAGUUCUGCGACCUACACCAUGGCAAGGCAACCCUCUUCACGUGGUAGAAGCUCAGCUGGACAAUAUUUGUAUAGAAAUGUAGGCAGACCCAGACUUCCUCCUGUGCACAUGAUCAGAGGUCCUGUCCAGAUGCCUGGUGGGCAACCUCUAUUCCUUCAGCAACCUCCUCCUCGACCUUUAGUACAUCUUGCAUGUGGGGAUGUGGUCCACAGGCCCUGCUUCAGAAAACCCAGUGUCCAGCAUGAGCAUAGCCACCCUAUUGAGCCACUACGAGAGGUGACUCCCACCAAUAUGAUGCACUUCCCGAAGGGCUUUCAACUGCAAACAUCAAAUCUUGGACACCAUCAAGUGUACCCACCAGCACCCGUGCAGCACCCUACAAACGCCAUCCCUACUCAACGUUUCCCUUUUCCCUCUCCCGUUUAUGUUCCGGGGACCCAGUUCUAUCCACCUUGCACAUACCCUAAUGCCCAUGGUGCCUACACCUAUCCAAACUUCAACCCCUCCGUGUCAGAUGUCAGAGGCUUCUACGAGGAUCAGUGCCAGAAGCAUGAGGCCAUGUUUGCCAGCCUGUCCCGCGAGUUCCUGCUUCGUGAGGCAGGGGAGGGAGGGAGUCAGAGCCAUACCCAGCUCCCCCCCAUCAGCUCACUGAUGAUGGUCUCGAGUCCGUCCAUGACUGUGCCCACGUCGGAGAUGGUCUACAGCCAGCCUGCCCAAGAGGAUCCCUCUCGUCUGCAGACGGUCAGUGAGGAUGGGGAAGAAGUCCGUGUCAUGAGGAUCCUGUAGUGCAAUUUAAUUUUUCUGUUUGUGCUGAUAAUUCCUAUAACAAGCAGUCAUAAAAUAUAACAUUUCUGUUCGGUUCAUAUAAGCCAUUAAUCGCUCCAUUUCUGUAAGCGUGCUAAACUGUGGGUGUGUGAUGCAUAUGUUGGUUUGUUAUGGAAACUUGCAUUACAUUGAUAUUAUUUAUAGCGGUAUAAAAAUCUCUGCUCAUUAAAAUGAGUCACACUGCUAACACUGUCACCAUAACUGUGAACAAUCUACUGGGGUUAUGAUUGUAUUGAGGAGUUAUAACUGUAGAAAAGUAUGUCUUUGUUAGUAAGCUGUUGGAAUGACUUUCUCCUAAUUGUCAUGAGACGUUUUGUCUUGGUUUGUGACUUAGUUUAAUCUGAUAAUAAAAACAUUUUGUUUAAAAAUA
Molecule: messenger RNA, 4621 nt
Organism: Clupea harengus (Atlantic herring)
Lineage: Eukaryota; Metazoa; Chordata; Actinopteri; Clupeiformes; Clupeidae
Product: SRY-box transcription factor 30
Biological process (GO): regulation of transcription by RNA polymerase II
Cellular component (GO): nucleus
Molecular function (GO): DNA-binding transcription factor activity, RNA polymerase II-specific; sequence-specific double-stranded DNA binding
Source: RefSeq, a predicted model, not a curated record